AUGGGGCAAUUGUUGACAACAAAAUGGCUACCAUACAUGGGAGCACUAGCAAUCCAAGGAUUCGCAGCCACAAUCCCGGUGGUUACAGUCGCACCCACUUCGGUUUUUACUGUAACGUCUACUUACUCCGAUACGGUGACCAGCACUAUUACAGGGGUUCUCCCAGUGACGACCGUUGAGACCACAUGUACUCCUGGUAGUGUUGCUCCAGAGUCAUGUACCAAUUCGAUAUGGUCGGCGGAAGGUUCCUACUGGCAAGAAUGGUGCUCAGAUUCAUCUUUGGAAGGAGCAUCAUUUAUGACCAUUCAUGGAGCAACCAGCCCUUACGAAUGCUUCGUGUUUUGUGGCAUCUAUUCGAGCUGCCAAGGUCUCAAUUGGGAUGAUAAUGAUGAGUGUGUGCUGCUCACAGACAUCACGUCUACAGUGGAAGUGACUUCGUCUCAUUGGGCCGCAAUUGAACGUUUUUCAACCAACCCUUGCGUCGUCACCGUAACAGGCGCUUCUACCCAGCUUUCAACCGAGAUAACGGUGAUGGAAUAUACAACAACUUACACAUCCACAAUUACAUUGUCGACUAGUGCCGCUGUCGCUUCCACUAGCGCUACAUCCAGUGUUGCCACAUCAGCAUACAUCUCGAGUGUGUCAACAUCAACGGCUUCAACGUGCACUGUUUCAGCUCUUCCUACCACCACAGAUUGCGUCGACGGAUACUAUGUAUACAAUGAGGAAUACUACCAAGUGCUUUGCAGCGAUACCGUGCAGGGCUAUUCAGGCUUUCUCCCUAACUCCAGACAAGCCGACAUCUGGGGCUGUAUUGAGGUCUGCUCUACCUAUUCGAACUGUAUAGGAACAUUCUGGUUUCUGGGAAUCUGUUACUCGGAAAGUGGUGCUAUCGACUAUUCCUACGUGCCUCAUGCCAUCUGCAUUAAUUGCUUCACCUUCCACUCUUUCAAACGCCUCUCCGUCUCCCGUGACAUCGAACUCUCUUACUUCAUCGGUCCCUUUAUUAAAGACGUCCCCGGUCUCAAACUUCCGGAGCUCUCCUUCUCUCGUGCCCUCUGCAAUAUACUCCACUGUCCCAGUAUCCGUCCCUCCGAGAAGUUCCUCCGUACUUCUACCUGCACAGUCGUCUUCUUCUCCAAUAUUCCUCAGAGUAUCCCUACGUCAGCCCGGCGCACUACGACCAUUUUUACAACCGAGACCCGUACCUCAGUCACUACGAUAUGUCCUCUGAAGGCUACCAAAACGGCUUCCACUCUACAAUCAGCAAAUGUUACCUCCCCUGCCGCAACAAGGAUGACGACUUCAACUGUCUUCACCACAAAGGUGUACACUAUUACCGCCUGCCCUCCCUACACAACGGAGAUUGUCCCCAUCUAUACUACUAUCUGCCCUACAUCCAGCAAUGGGGGAGUAGCUACUGAACCGCCUCAGGCUCUCACUAUAUCCACGAUUUUUACUACUAAGGUGCAUACCACGAUUGGUUGUCCACAAGGAAGCCCGCAUUGCGCAGCAUCUGAGAAGACCACUUACUACACGACAGAAACAAUUGCUGCAUACACGACUAUUUGCCCAGUUGCUGCAGAGGAAACGGGCAUACAUGCCUCCGGCCAAUCGACAGCUAUCGGGGGAGGACCUAUCGGACAGAGUAGUGAAAGACUCAGUACAUCGACUGUCUACACAACCCAUGUCUACCCGAUCACAGCUUGUCCAUCGUCUUCCGCUACCUGUGCUGAUACAGAGCGAACGACGUAUCUCACGACAGAAACUGCAGUAGCUUCAGUUACUGUCAUCACAUCAGCAGCUGUUGAAACACCUGCAGGCAAUUUAGGUGCUCCUUCUGGAGAAGAAUCCUCUGUACCCACCAUUACAGCCGUUCUCUACACAACAGAGGUAUUCACGAUCACAAGGGGAACGGAAACCCACCUCACCACGGCCAUCGUUCCGAUAACCACAACCAUGACCCCCACUGCUAGCGAAAUACAGCAAUUUUCCCCUACCAGCAAAACAAACUCGGCAUUAGUCGGACCACACAGUCCCCAGCAAGGGGUGACGGGUGAAUCUACCAUCGGACCCGGUGCUGACGCAGACGGCCAAAUCGGGGUCAGUGCCGAGUCUCAAGGAUCAACCGGAGAGGGUUCUUCCUCCCCAUCAUCCAGCAAUGAUGACUCCACUCACCCUGGCACAGCCGGUAGUCCUGGACCAUCCCUUCACGUCCCGCCAUCGACUAUUUCCAGUGUCGGAUCAGUUGCCAACAGCAGUCUUAACGUUAGCUCUUGGAGCAAUGGAUCUCAUUCUUUGGGUGUCGCGUCUCCUAGCCUCGGGCUCAAUCGCCCUACCCUUGGAAGCGUUGCUGGAAGUCACACUGCUUCUGCGUAUACGUCUGGUACAUCUACGGUUGUCUCAGCGCAAUACACCGGUUCUGCGUCCAGGAGUGCAGUAUGGACUUGGUUCCCUUUUGUGGGUAUGGUUAUAGGCUAUUUUCUGUGA
Messenger RNA from Aspergillus costaricaensis CBS 115574, 2490 nucleotides. RefSeq lists its product as uncharacterized. The record is from RefSeq and is a predicted model, not a curated record. The coding region runs from base 1 to 2490 and encodes 829 amino acids. The transcript is spliced from 5 exons. NCBI's taxonomy places the organism in Eukaryota, Fungi, Ascomycota, Eurotiomycetes, Eurotiales, Aspergillaceae.